Messenger RNA from Temnothorax curvispinosus, 1007 nucleotides. RefSeq lists its product as uncharacterized. NCBI's taxonomy places the organism in Eukaryota, Metazoa, Arthropoda, Insecta, Hymenoptera, Formicidae. Bases 406 to 909 code for a protein of 167 amino acids. The transcript is spliced from 3 exons. The record is from RefSeq and is a predicted model, not a curated record.
GGGCUCGAAUCUUGAGCCGAAACGUUGUGCAUUUUUGUAUAUAUUGCGCCAGUUAAUCGAGAAAUAAAUUGAAUUUGCUGAUUUUAUUCACUGGCGGACGAAAUUAUUACCGAUAUGUCUCUUAGUGUUUUCUAGGUACCAACGGAGUGGCAUUUGCGUGUCAACUAAUUUUAUCUCGCAGUGACAGAAAGUCUGACUUCAAGUGCUGAAAGUGAAAUUUUCCAAAUCCCGAAAAUUUGUUUUCUCGUCGAAUAUAAGAAUAAGAGAUCCGAAACGGUUGUGGUGCGCAAUUACGUUCGUAAGACAGCUGCUGUGGACACGGAAAAUUUCCGAAAAGCAGUUUUAGCUGUAAAAAAUGAAAACUACUCAGUGAGACAAGCAGCAAUACGCUUUAAUGUCGGGAGGAUGGCCUUGAAUCGUCAAUGUGUCUCUGUUCUAAACAACGUUUCUGAGGAAAACGUGACGAUUUCUCGUCUUGGAAUGCGACCGGUUAUCAGUGACAAUCAUGAACGAGUGUUGAUAAAUUAUAUUUUACAUUCAUCAGACAUUUAUUUCGGACUCUCGGCAAAGGAAGUUCGUAAAUUAGCUUACGAAUACGGAAAACGUCUUGACUUGUCAAUACCGCCUUCCUGGAACGAACGAAAAAUCGCUGGAGAGAACUGGUUUUCAGACUUUUUGAAACGCCAUCCGAAUCUCUCAAUUCGAAAGCCGCAAGCAACAAGUCUCGCUCGUGCUACAGCUUUUAAUCGUACUACUGUCGCUGAGUUCUUCAAGAACUUGAAAACUAUAUACGAACGUUUUCAACUUAAUCCACGUUCUAUCUAUAACAUGGAUGAGACAGGCAUAACUACGGUACAAACUCCAGAAAGAAUUAUGAACCGACGUGGCUUUAAGCAAAUUGGACAUUGAUAGAAGAAAAAAAGGCAAAGCAACAAAAAACGCUCCCAAAAACACCACAAAUAGGCAUUCAAAGGAAGAACCAGUUCGCAGGGGCCGUGGACGCCCUC